Molecule: messenger RNA, 3200 nt
Organism: Neogale vison (American mink)
Lineage: Eukaryota; Metazoa; Chordata; Mammalia; Carnivora; Mustelidae
Gene: CCDC66
Product: coiled-coil domain containing 66
Exons: 19
Coding region: 241-3018 (925 amino acids)
Biological process (GO): cilium assembly
Cellular component (GO): microtubule; cilium; photoreceptor inner segment
Molecular function (GO): microtubule binding
Source: RefSeq, a predicted model, not a curated record
GCGAGAGGUCAGGCCAUGAACCUGGGAGAUGGUUUAAAGCUUGAAACUGAAUUGUUGGAUGGAAAAACCAAGUUAAUAUUAUCUCCAUAUGUGGUUUGAAAAUAAUUCCUGUCAAUAUAUUAUAAGGGAUAUGAGAUAAUGAUGAGAAGUUAUUGUUCUCUUGCUUUCAGGCUGGUCCUUUCACAGAAAUGGGAUCAUAAUUUUUCAGUUUAAAAAGUCAUACAGAACCUCUUUCUCUAGAUGGGAAAUAAGACCAAGCUUGCAAAAUGUCCUUUAAGAACAAAACAAACUGGAUACAUUCUCAAAUCAACACAAAAUACUUGUAUCAGGAGUGGAAAACUUUUGCAAAAGAAGAGAAUGGGUUCAGAAACUUCACUGGCAAAAGGUGAAAAAAAUAGUAUGACUUUUUCACCCACUAAGGAUUUAUGCAAGCAGUGUAUAGAUAAAGACUGUCUUUAUGUCCAGAAAGAGAUUUCAUCUGCAACCCCCAAUAUACAGAAGACUAGAAACACCAUAAAUACAUCUGUAGUAGCUAAACAGAAGCUUUGCAAAAAACACAUCACAGCUGAAAAUAUGAAGAGCAGUUUGGUGUGUCUAACACAAGACCAACUACAACAGAUUUUGAUGACUGUGAACCAAGGAAAUAAAUCUGUUUCCCUGAUUGAAAAUGGAAAGGAAGAAAAAAGUCAGGGCAAUCUACAUUUAAACAAUAUUUCCAAUCAGCCAGAGGAUGAGAACGUUAUGGGAGUAUUCCAGAAAACUGAGACGCUUUCAUCUCUCCUAGAUGAAAAUAAAUCUGUUUUAAGUACAAAUCAAGAGACAUCUAAGCAGUAUGAGCAGAAAAUUGCCAUAGAGAAUGUGUGGAAACCAGCUGACAUAUUCAGUACUCUGGGGGAAAGAGAACGUGACAGAAGCUUGUUGGAAGCAAAAAAAGCCCAGUGGAGAAAAGAGCUUGAUGAACAGGUUGCUUUAAAGAAGAAAGAAAAAGAAGCUUCUGAAAAAUGGAACAAUCCUUGGAAAAAAUUUGACAGUGAUAAAAUAGUAUGGGAAAAAUUUCAAAUUCUUGACCAGCCUAAGACUUGUGCUAGCUCUUCCAGCAUUCUGUCACAGUCUCCCAGUCAGAUAACAGUGGUCCAGACUGAUGGGCACCCACUACCUAGAGCUAGUCAGAUUUUAGAGGAAGCAGUACCACGGGAACGCCCUUUCAGUGCCAUGAAACAAGAACAGCAGAGGAAAUGGAUUGAAGAUUUGAACAAGCAGAUAGAAGAUGAUCAGCAAAGAAAAAUAGAGGAAAAAAUUACAUCUUCAAAGGGUGAGGAACAUGACAGAUGGGCAAUGCAUUUUGAUUCAUUAAAGACCUAUCCUGCUUCUCAGUCUCAACUGUCUUCUUGGUCAACACACAACCAACCAGAGUACUUCUGUGUCUCUCCGGACACUCACGAACUGGCUGAUAUCAGCAGUGUUUAUACACCUAUGACUGGAAGCCAGGUUGAACCUUCAGAGGAGGAGCAUAUAGCAAAACCAGUCAGAGAUAAGACUAUGGCAGAUAGUCAGAAAACAAACUUUCUCCGUUCUAUGACUGCUCUCUUGGAUCCAGCUCAGAUUGAAGAACGUGAGAGGCGACGACAAAAACAGUUAGAACAUCAGAAAGCCAUCACCGCUCAGGUAGAAGAGAAACGCAGGAAGAAACAGCUGGAAGAACAGCAAAGAAAGAAGGAAGAACAAGAAGAGGAGCGUCGCUUAGCACGGGAACGAGAAGAGAUGCAGAAACAGUAUGAAGAAGACAUACUUAAGCAAAAACAAAAGGAAGAAAUCAUGACUCUCAAAACAAAUGAGCUAUUUCAGACAAUGCAGAGAGCACAGGAGCUAGCACAGAGGCUGAAACAAGAACAGAGAAUCCGAGAAUUGGCACAAAAGGGACACGACACUUCUGGAUUGAUUAAAAGUCUUGGUGGACAUGGCUUGGAUGAUGUCAGUGGUAAAAAGAAUACAUGUAUCAAUUCUACAACCUCUCCCAAAAAGGAUACUGCUGUGCAAACAGAUGACUUAAAUACAGGAACAUUCACCAAUGCAGAAUCAUUCUGUGGAACAGUAAUAGAGAGGGAAAUUCUAAACUGUUCAUCUCCUGAGAUUCCUGCAGAAUUUAAUGAACAGUUUAACACUAAGAAGGACAAAGAGGAACUAAUAAAUCAGGUUAAAGGAGCCAACCUAGAAAAAGAAAACAGUUGGUGUGAUGAUCAGUGUAACGAGUUUGCAAGGACAGAGAAAGCACUUAUGAAGAAAUGUCCUAAAAGGCCUGAUUGGAAUAUAAACAAACCACUCAAAAGGUAUAUUCCAGCAUCAGAAAAGUACCCCAAACAGCUUCAAAAGCAGAGAGAAGAAAAAAAAGUAAGAAGGCAGCUGGAACUGCUUAAUUUGGUAGAAAGAAAUAGUCCUGGACAUCUCUCUCAAAAUAGAGGCACUUCACCAGUUCUUCCUUCAUCUCAAGAAACUGAGCCAAGGUUCAGGUGGCAUCUAAUGAAAAAGGAAGAAGAGCCUCUGAAAAUUAAUUCUUUCAGCAAGGAAAGGUCUCAGUCACCACCACCAGUUCCAGUGGUGAAAAACAGAACACAACAAACUCUAAAAAACAGUAAUUACGAAAGACAAAAUCUGAUCUUAGAAGACAGUCAAACAGAAACAUCACCUGGACUUCCUGAACGGUCCCAUUUUAUCCCCUAUGUCCGAACCAAUGAGAUUUAUUACCUUGAUCCAGAUGCACCACUGUCAAGGCCUUUAACCCACGAUCUUCAGUACCAAAAUCCACAUGCCUGUGACCAAGAACAACGGCAGCUCUUUGAUGCUGAUGUCAGGGACCCACUUCUUAAUCCUAACUUGGUGAAAAACAGGGACCGACAGCAAGCAAUCCUUAAGGGACUAUCAGAACUGAGACAGGGCCUUCUCCAGAAGCAAAGGGAGUUGGAAACUAAUCUCAUGCCUUUAGCUGCAAAUCAAGAAGAGAAUUUUAAUUCUUCGUUUUAAAUGUAGAAAAUCAAAUCCUUCACAUUUGUUGCUUCUAAAUUAUAAACUGUGUUCAUUGCAUUACUGUAUUUUCCAAAUAACCUAGAUUUUAUAAAUGCUUAUCUAAAACUUGUACAUUAUGUAGUAAACGCUGUGUGUGUGUAUAUAUACAUUUUUUACAAUAAAACAGACAUUUUUGUAAA